AGAGAGAGGCGAGGCUAAGCUAACCGAAGACUAGAAAUGGACGGGAUAAGUGAGAUCAACUCCUUUUCCUCCCUCCUUGCAGGACAUGGGCUCCCCGUCGCUCAGCUCGACGACCACAGUGACGGUGGUGGUGGUGGACGCCGACGACCUGCCUCCGGUGUUCAGCCACGAGCGCUACUUCGCCAAGGUCUCCGAGCACCCGGGCCACGACACGGGCGCCGCCAUCCGAGAGGAGGUGAGCUUGACCCCGGGCCCCCUCCGCGCUCUCGACGGCGACGUAGGGCAGAACGCCAGUCUUCGUUACACGCUCGUCCGUUCUCCGGCCUCCGAAUACUUCACCCUCGACCCCCGCAGUGCUCAGCUGUUCCUCACGAAGCACCUCGACCGGGAAGUGCUGGCCGAUAGCUCGCUCGUCCUCCAUGUUCGAGCGGAGCAGGAGGACAACCCACGCCGUGUCGGGUCCAGCGUGAUCGAGGUGUUCGUGGAGGACGUGAACGACAACCUGCCCGAGUUCAGCCACAGUGUGUACGCCAUUUCCAUCGUGGAGAAUUUGCCGUCGGGUUUCAGCGUCGUCCAGGUGUCGGCCACGGAUCGGGACGAGGGGGUAAACGGCGCCUUCAACUACCACGUGGUGGGCGGCCAGGGAGCCUUAACUGUCAACCCUCUGUCAGGCUGGUUGACGGUGGACAACCACAACAUCCUGGACCGCGAGGAGUCCCCCGUCAUCACCCUGUACGUGUGUGCCAACCAGAUCGCGCCCGUCGUCCAGGCACCGCCGGGCGUCAGGCAGACGUCCCUCUUCCGCAAUAGGACUUCAGGAGGCGCCGACGACAGUCCGAGAGGAGGCGCGGUUGACGACAAGGAGGAGAAGGAGGAGGAAAGGAUCCCCGAAGCCCCCGUGACGGAAGAUCCUCCCACGACGUUCCAGGAGAGGUCGCGGGAGUCGCCGACGCGAGUCACUGUCCCGUUGUUGAGGCGGAGGACGCGACCCACGCCAUCUACGCGAGCUGGAGAAAGAAUCAAGGACAGUCCUUCGUCAGAGUCCCGGGCGCCGUCGGGAAUUGUCACGCGUCAGAGGAGGACCGACGCCCAAGUGAGGGGAAAGGCAGCAGCUGAAAGAAGCUCGAGGGAACUCUCGAGAAGGGAAUCGCGAGUGUUACCAGGCAUCAAAAGGAAUGGAGAACCUUCAGAAGAUAAUGAAGAUGAUUUUGAUGUAACAACAACACCGAAGACGACAACAACAACAACAACACGCUUGAGGAGAAGAAUCGAUGAGAAUCGAAGCAGGUCCUCGAGACGUCCUCGCUCCGAACGAUCCACAACCGAAGUCAGAAAAUCUCCCGACUCCCCCGACUCUCCCGACUUCAGAUCCGACUCGGAGUCCUGUGCCAAGAUCGAGCUGAAACUCUUGGACGCCAACGACAACAACCCAGAGUUCCUCCCGAGUAACCAGUACCAGUUUACUAUAAGUGAAGAGGCACGAGAGGGCACCGUUGUAGGUUCGGUACAAGCAGAGGACCGCGACGAAGGCGGCAACGGACGCGUCAGCUACUCCAUCCAGUCCCCAGGCAACAGCACGAGACGCGACCGCACCAAGGCCUUCUCCAUCGACGAGGACAAGGGCACCAUCCGCCUCGUCACCAAGCUGCUUCCUGGCGAGGUCACGCUCUUCGUCGAGGCGUCUGAUAGGCCGUCUAACCCUUCGGAGACGAGGACAUCUCUCGCCGUGGUCACUGUUUACGUCCAGGCAACCCAGAUGUGGGAGCCGAGGUUCGUGGGCGCCCCCUACGAGCUGUGGGUGGGGAGUGACGCCACCGUGGGCACCAGUGUGGGGCAAGUACGCGUCGUGGACAUGGAAGGCUCAGAACUCAUGUUUGAUAUGUUCCAUUCCUACCAAGAAGGAGUUCCCUUCGCCAUCGAGGAGAGCUCUGGCAUCGUCUCGGUCGUGGCUCCUGUCCAGCAGUUCUCGAGGACCAACUACGAGUUCGAGGCGGUGGUCACGGACGGGCGGACGUCGCUCGUCACCAACGUCACCAUCCACGUCGCCCCCAACAGGAGGCCUUCCACCAGGCGCAGCACCGUCGUCAACUUCUCCGUGCAGAGCUCUGGCAUCGUCUCGGUCGUGGCUCCUGUCCAGCAGUUCUCGAGGACCAACUACGAGUUCGAGGCGGUGGUCACGGACGGGCGGACGUCGCUCGUCACCAACGUCACCAUCCACGUCGCCCCCAACAGGAGGCCUUCCACCAGGCGCAGCACCGUCGUCAACUUCUCCGUGCAGGUGAGUGGAGACUGGGCUUUGUGGUAUUUCAUUUUUCCCUUCGCCAUCGAGGAGAGCUCUGGCAUCGUCUCGGUCGUGGCUCCUGUCCAGCAGUUCUCGAGGACCAACUACGAGUUCGAGGCGGUGGUCACGGACGGGCGGACGUCGCUCGUCACCAACGUCACCAUCCACGUCGCCCCCAACAGGAGGCCCUCCACCAGGCGCAGCACCGUCGUCAACUUCUCCGUGCAGGUGAGUCCGGAAGCCAGGAAGUACUUCGCCCUUGGCCAGGACGCCUCCCUGUACACCGUGGCGCCCUUGGACUACGAGGCCUCCCCCAACCACACGCUGGUCAUCGUCAGCGGAAGGACCUCGGAUAUUUAUUACGUGAACGUGCAGGUUGAGGAUCUGAACGACAACCCGCCCCAGCUGAACGCGGUGGCGUACGAGGGCACCAUCAGGGAAAACGCCUUACCGGGCACCACCAUAAGAGUUCUUCCUGCUAUACAGGUGAGCGACAAGGACCAGUACCCCGGCGCCACCUACUUCCUCCAGCUGUUCGGCGACGCGGCUCACCUGUUCAACAUCGACUCCUCGACCGGCCAGGUCACCUUCGUCGGCGACGACCUGGACCGCGAGAAGGUCGACUCUUACGUGCUGCGCGUGGAGGCGCGCGACGACGGCAACCUCACGUCGACGGCCAACCUCACCAUCAACAUCGAGGACGUGAACGACAACCCGCCGCGGUUCGUGCAGCGCGAGCCGCUCUUCUCGGCGCGGGAGGACGACCCGGACGAGAACUCCUCGAGGAAGCUCCCCGAUACGUCCAACCUCGAGUACCUGGCGGACCUCGAGCGCUCCCUCGUCAAGAUCCCCGAGUCCCUGCCCAUUGGCAGCCGCGUGACGGAGGUCACGGCCACCGAUGACGACGAGAAGCUGUACGCCGACGUCCGCUACAAGAUCGACGCGCAGACCUCCUUCAGCUUCGCCGGCGGGGAGAACACGACGCCCAUUCUGGAGGAGGCGUCGACCUUCUCCAUCGAGAGCAAGACGGGCGUGGUCGUGGUGGCGGGGCCCCUGGAGCCCGACCACUUCUACCUCCUGAACAUCUCGGCGACGGACGGCGGCGGCCUGGCGUCGCACACGACCGUCUCCGUCGCCGUGUUCGACGUGAACGACCACGCGCCGCGGUUCGAGCGCCCCGUCUACAACUUCGAGGUGGUGGAGGGCGAGUACCUGGUGGGGGAGGUUGGCAAGGUGGUAGCCUUCGACCAGGACUUCGGCAACAACGCCAAGGUGCACUACCAGAUCAUCUUCUACAAGAACUCGAGCGAGGACCAGGUGUUCCCCUUCAGGAUCGUGGAGACCUCGGGCACCAUCCUGGCCACGGGCACCGUCAACCGCGAGGAGCGCGAGGUGUACGAGUUCUCGGUCGUGGCCACGGACAUGGGCACGCCGCAGCUCUCCUCGUCCGUCCUCGUCCACAUCGACAUCAUCGACGUUAACGACCACCGCCCCGUCUUCUACGACUACAAGGACGCAAUCUACUCCGGGGAGGCGAGCAGCGACGGCCAGCUGGAGUCGGGCAACGCCACCUUCACGCCGGUGUACACGGCCGCCCUCUCGGAGCACGCCCCUCGCGGCACCGUCGUGGCCAGGCUGUUCGCGAACGACUCCGACUCCGGCACGUCGGGGAACGGCCUCAUCCUGUACAAGCUGGAGGGCGGCGAGGACAAGUUCUCCAUCGACUCGAACAACGGCAGCGUGUACACCGUGGGCGCGCUGGACUACGAGCGCGCCCCGACCCACAACCUGACGGUGGUGGCGCAGGACCUGGGCACCCCGCCGCUCUCUGCCUCCGCCCUGCUGGUGGUCACGGUCGUCGACGAGGAGGAGGAGCUCACCACGCGUCUCUUCGACCGGGAGGAGUACGAGGUUCGCGUGAUGGAGAACAACGACACCCCCCUGCGACUUCUGGAUCUGAACGUGAGCGAGGCGUUCUCCGGGCAGCAGCUCCACUACCAGCUGGUCGACCCGGGUAUGUCGGGCACUGUGGCGGUCGACUCGUACUCGGGCGAAGUCUACCUCAUCGCCAGCCUCGAUCGGGAGACCAAGAGUAGCUAUCGGUUCAAGGUACGAGCAACGCAGCCGGAACGAGGCCGCGCUCUGGAGUACCUGAACGAGCAGUCGCAAAGCACGAGACGUUUCGAGGGAACGGCGGAGGACGAACUGACUUCUCCUCCCCCAGCUGACACCGAAGUCCCCGUCGUCGUCGCCUUAGAAACACUCCCUCACGACGACGAAGGUGGGUUGAGCGUCCCUGCCGAGGUGGUCUCCUUGGGGACUUACAGGAAGCCCGUGAGAAGGCAGAGGACAGCGCCGCCCUUGGGGGAGCCUGCCGUCGGGACACAGCCUUUGCGCGCACAGACGAGCCUGUUGGUGGGCGGCGGGCGCGACCUGGACCUCGGGAUGGACGAGGUGUGGGUGGCGGUGGAGGUGGAGGACCAGAACGACAACAGCCCCAGCAUCCUUCCCCAGGGGCGGCCCGUCGUGGCGGCUGUCCCUGCCACGGCUGCGUACGGGCACUUCGUCACUAGGAUCAUGGCUAGCGACCCAGACCAGGGCAUCAACGGGGAACUGCGCUACGAGAUUCUACCCGGCGAAGGGGCACAGGACGCCAGCACCAGGUUCGCCGUCGACCCCGUGUCAGGCCAGGUGGUUGUAAUCGGUUCCUUGGAGGACGAAUCCGGUAAGAUGUUUGGCUUCGACGUCCGUGUAAGCGAUCAGGGCGGAGCUCCAUCGGCUCGGUCGGCCAUCGCGAACGUUUUCGUGCACGUCUUGGGAGCAGGAGGUCACCUGGUGCUGGAAGUGGCAGCAAAGCCACGAGAAGUAGAACCCCAUCUCUACCACAUCCAAGGGAUGCUGACCAACGUGUCUGGGCUGGAUGUUCGCGUGCAGAGAAUAGCGCCCCAUGUUGACGGUGACGCGGCGCUUACUACGGCGACAGACAUGUACGUUUAUGCAGUUGACCCGAUCACUCAGUCUGUGGUCGACGCCAGCCACCUCCGCCAGGCGCUCAGGGUGAGGAAGAGUGAGCUGAAGUCCCUCCUUCCCGGUGGCGUCCAUUUCAGGGGCAUGAGGGUGCCUCUGCCUUCUCGCCAGGGACAUGUGUUACAGACUGCGGAGUUGGCGAUACUGAUUGGCGCCGUGGUGGUGUUCCUCGUGACAGUUACGACGAUCGUGUGUCUCUGUUACAAGCAAAGAAAGAGCCGCCGCAAGCCCAUGCCGAUGCCGCCCAUGAUGACCGCCGCAGGGAUCCCCGUGAUGCCCCUGGCCUACCCCGGCCCCUUCGCCGCCCCCUACACCCACAUGAGCGACCACAGCAGCUCGGAGUCCACAGAGGCCCAGGAGCUUCCCCACGACCAUCCUCACUAUCCUCAUGACCUGGUCCACUACCCGCCUGACCCGGCUGGCUACCCGGUUGACCCAGCCGUCACGACCCACUUCCCUCAGGACCCCAGCCACUACCCACGCCCGCCGCCCAGACGUCGCUCCUGCGCCCACAGCUUCCAGGCAGAUCGAGAGCUGUUGCACCCUUGUAGCAGCGGCGAGAGAGUGUCUUCCCACACCGACGAGGACGAGGGCAGCGGCCCGGUGUGUCUCCGCCACGCCCCCUCACGGAAGCGCCGCCGAGGCACCCAGCAGGGAGCAGAAGGCAGAGGAAGCGGGCCGAGCCACAAGAGCAGGAGCUCCUCGAGGGCGGGUCGAAGAGCGCUGGGGGAAGAGCCCUCGAGUUCGGACUUCGAUGAGAGGGACCACGCGCCUCCCCUGGUCACCAUCCCCAGGCCUCAACCCUGCUGCAUGGAGGAUAGACAGAGACCAAACCCAAACAACCCACGAACAUUACCGACCGUCGACUGCACGCUAGAGAACCCCGGCAGAGCCCACUCCCCCGACAGCCUAGAACGUCCCUCGCACUGCCGGGCUGCCGCUCACACACACACCAUCCCCCGCACGCACCUCAAGAGGGAGAGGGGCUCGGAGCAUGCAGGAGGGAGGAACUCUGAUCUCCACCCGAGUGACGUGACAGAGCUUUGAUGUUUUCGACUUUGGCGCUUGUGAUGAAGAC
Messenger RNA from Penaeus indicus, 6386 nucleotides. It is a transcript of the gene Cad89D, whose product is annotated as cadherin-89D-like. NCBI's taxonomy places the organism in Eukaryota, Metazoa, Arthropoda, Malacostraca, Decapoda, Penaeidae. The coding region runs from base 86 to 6355 and encodes 2089 amino acids. Gene Ontology annotation, cellular component: plasma membrane. Gene Ontology annotation, biological process: homophilic cell-cell adhesion. The transcript is spliced from 25 exons. The record is from RefSeq and is a predicted model, not a curated record. Gene Ontology annotation, molecular function: calcium ion binding.